Molecule: messenger RNA, 26220 nt
Organism: Chanos chanos (milkfish)
Lineage: Eukaryota; Metazoa; Chordata; Actinopteri; Gonorynchiformes; Chanidae
Gene: syne2b
Product: spectrin repeat containing, nuclear envelope 2b
Cellular component (GO): membrane
Molecular function (GO): protein binding
Source: RefSeq, a predicted model, not a curated record
AUGGAGAUGUCGGAAGAACCAUACAUGGAGAGUGGCUCCCUUCCUUUGGAUAUUGACAAUGUCCACAUCCUCCUGCAAGUGGAGCAGGAGCAGAUCCAGAAGAGAACAUUUACCAACUGGAUAAAUGCACAGCUGGCGAAGAGGCAGCCGCCCUGCGUGGUCCGGGACUUGUUUAAUGACUUUAGAGAUGGGAGCAGACUCCUGGACCUGCUGGAGGUGAUGAGUGGUCAACACAUAGGUCGAGAGAAGGGGAGGGGACUGUUUCAGUAUAGGACUAACAUAGAGAAGGCCCUGGCCUUUCUCAGGAAGAAAUCGAUCAAACUGGUCAAUAUAAACGUCUCUGACAUUAUGGACGGCAAACCCUCCAUCAUCUUGGGUUUGAUAUGGUCCAUCAUCAUCCACUUUCAGAUUGAGGAGUUGGCCAACACCCUCUCGUUUAGCUCCAGACAGUCAUCUAUGGAGUCUCUGGCAAGUCUUGACACAAGCUCCACCACCAGCAGUGCUCGAAGCAGUCCUGUACCCCCCCGCAGCUCCCCCCUACACGCACGCUUCCGCGUUUCUGCUAAGAAAGCAUUGCUACUCUGGGUCAGAGAACAAUGCCACAAAUCUGGAUGUACUCUGAAUGUAAAGGACUUCAAGGCAAGUUGGAGGAGUGGUGUGGUGUUUCUGGCCAUUCUUUGUGCUCUGCGGCCAGACAUUGUAGAUCUGUCUGAGGCUAGAACCAGAACCAACCGGCAGAACCUGGAGAAAGCUUUCCAAAUUGCAGAACGGCAGCUCCGUAUCCCCAGAAUGCUCGACCCGGCUGAUGUGGAUGUGCGGGACCCAGAUGAGAAGUCCAUUAUGACUUACGUUGCCCAGUUUCUCCAGUACUCCAAAGACAUGCCCGUGCCUGAGGAAGACACACAGGCUCACUAUCUGACCCCUCCCCAGUGCCUUUCACCCAUCAAUCUGCCCAGCAACUUCACUCCUGCCAUCUCUGCCUCUCCUCUCCGACAGACCUCAGCCAAUCAGAAGGCUCAGGAGGUGACCUGCUGGCUAGAACAGGCCUAUCAGGAGCUUCUGGAGGGAUGGGAGUCCACAGAGGGUGAAAGCUAUGCAGAGAGAUACCACGUGUUCCAGACAUUUGUGGUGUCCUUCAAUGAGCAGCGUCGGCCUGUGAUGCCGUUGCUAACAGCGAUGAAGCGAACGCCUCAGCCGAGUGAAGAACAGAGAGCGCUGAGAAGAGCAUGGGACUCCCUGGCAGAGAAAUUACGUGAGUAUAAGACAGAGCUGGACCUCAGUUUGCCUGCUCCGUUGGAUGCAACCGGUCGCUGGUUGCUGAGGGUGGAGGAGGUUUUGGCUGAUGAGGAGAGUGAUCCAUCAGACCACACCCAGGCCGCAGCAGAAGCCAGAGAAAAGCAAGAACUGCUAAAGAUAUGUUUAGAGGAGAUGUCACAACAUGUGAGGACCUUCCAGAGGUUCCAGAACAUGGAUGACUAUGGGGAGAUGCUGGUGCCCACUGACAAACUGGAGGAACUGAAACGAAGGUUCACAAGUGUUCGAGUCACAGCCAAGUAUCAUGGUAUUAAGCUUGAAUACCAGGAGCAUAGGCAUACAGUCCUAGACUUACUGGGUCAGCUUAGCGGCAAACUACGCACCUGGAAAAGAGCAUACAUUUCCCGUGAAGCCGUGCGUGUACUGAUGGAGGACUGGAAUCAAACAGUGAACAAGCGGGAACUCAUCUCAAUGCUAGAGACAUCUCUUCAGAAACUUAAGCAAAUUGCCAACAAAUACACCAGCAAAUCCGCCUUGGCGGCAGACUCCAGUCGUGUUAGCCAUCAGGUGAAAGAACUAGAGGCGGAGAGUGCAGUGACCAUAGAUAGAGUGAAAACUGUGAAAGGCACCUUAAAAAGAGUGCUGACUUCCUGGGACUCUUACUCCGACUGCUAUAGUUCCCUCUACGCAUGGCUAGAACAGAGCUCUCAAACACACAGACACGGGCAAAGAGUAGAGGUGACAGCGGAGCUCAUGGAAGAGUGGAGCUCUCGCCAGACUCGCCUGAAUGAGGUUGGCAGUUUCCUCACGGAUGUGACCGAUACCCACACAAGCCGUGCCAUCUCAGACGACCUGUGUAAGGUCAACCUGCUCUGGGCAGACUUUGUCAAGCGAGUCCAGUUUGACCUUGUUGAGGAGCCCAGCAGAGAGCCAGCAAGGCCACACACCCUGCAGGCUCUAAUGAGAGAAGCUACACAGUUACUAAAGGAGCCAGUGGAGGUGAUGUCAGGGCCACUGUGCACCUACAAGAAACGACUUCAGUUUAUGAUGAAAAAGAUUGAAGAUGUCGACCUGGAUCCCAUUAUGCCGUCGUCAGAGUGCUCAGCUGAAACUCUGUCAAAACUGAAACAGGCCAUCCCUGAGGUGCUGCAGACGCUCAGUGAGGCAGUGCAGGUGUGUGAGGAGCUGCAGCAGAGCGUGUGUGGGCUGGAUAUUCGACUGGCUGAACUCCUGCAUUGGGAGGCUGAGGCCAGAGAACUCUACCAGGUCUUGAAGGAGGCACCACACAGACACAAACGAGGCCAGGAUCCCCGAGCCAGGCUCUUGAUUUCUAAAGGCCUGCAGCUGGAGGGGCAGGUGGUGACGGAGGAGCAGGAUCUGCAGGUGAUGGUGAUGAAGGACCAGAAGAGCUCUCCGCUACAGUACCUCAUUGCCUCUACCAUGCAGGACAGGGUCCGAAAUGCCGUUGCACAGUCUCAGGAAGCUGUAGGGAUGCUCAGCUCUUUGGGGGUUUUGAGAGACCAGCCCACAGGCAACCAACCUCCAGCCAAGAUUUUUUCUACUGAACAAACACGCUCUAAAUCCCCAACUCAGCCACUACCUAUGAUAGUAGUACAGGAAUAUCAAGAGGAAAACAGAAGUCCACCACCUCAAGCGUAUUCCUGUGCACAAGUAGCGGACCAAACACAGGCACAAAUACAGCAGCAGUCCAAACCUCAACCCCAGCACACCCGACCCCAACCUCCUAUCCAGAGCCAAAUGGGCGUGGAAACUCAAGAUCAGACACAAGUUCCACAAUGGGCUCCAGUGAGACAAAGCAUAGUGACUCACCCUUACCCAAGUACCCAAGCUCUAGGUCAAACACCAGCGCAAAUUCAUCCCCCUGGAAGCCAUCCCCCAGUAAGUUAUCCCCCGGUGCAAAGCCAAACUCAGUCACAGUGUCAGAGCCCUCCUCAACAGUGGGGCCCUAUUCAACCACAGCCCCCUCUCCAAACCCAAACUCAGCCAAAGUUCCCAACCUAUGCCCAGGUGACAGCUCAGCAACAGUGGAUCAGACCACAAACUCAAGCUCCAGUGAGGCCCAAAACUCAGGUUAUGCAGCAGCCUCAGGUCAGGCAGCAUCAAGGUGCUCAACCCACACCUGAAGGGCCAUUUCAGGGUUAUAUCCAGAGCCAAGUUCCUCAGGCCCAAGUCCAGACCCAGGCACAGUCAGAGGCUCUGAUAAAGGAGCAACCCAAAGUGCAGCCAGCGCCGCGGGUCAAGCCCCCUGCUCUUGCCCAAGCACCACCUCAGGCCUACACUGAGGCAUAUGCAAAAGCGCAGGCUCUUGCCAGGAAUAGGUUUGAGGAGGCAAAGCACUGUCUGCAGGACCACAUCCUAGAGGCCAUCAAUGUCUUCAAGGACAAACAGAUAUCAGAGGAGCAAGCACCAGUAAAGGAGGAGACGCUGAGGGCUCUGGAUCCAGAGCUCCUGGAGGAGUUCCUGAGAGCCGCAGAGGGUAUGGAGGCUUUCUGUACCCCGUCUCAACUUCGAGACAUGGAGUUUUUCACACAGUCUGUCAGGACACAGUGGGAGGCAUGUUUCUCUGCAAAGGGCAGUCUUGCCCAGGCCGGGCAGCAGCUGGAAGCUCUGAAGGAGCUUUGUGAAACCCUGAGCCCAGAGGACGCUCACAGGCUGGCACAGGCCCAGCUGAGGGAGUGUGAGAAGAGGCUUGCUGCCAUCCAGCGUCAGUUCAGCGGUGACCGUGACACGCCACCAGAGGCUGGGUUACUUGUUGAAGUACCACCUGAGACUCCACCACAGGGAGGGUCUACAGCACCAGUCAAGCAGAAUACAGCUCCUGUCACCAAAGAGGCCACACCAGUCUCUUCCCGACCGCGGACAGUGGAGAAGAGAGCCAUCGUCAAAGAGCCAAGCUCUGAGGAGGAUACUGCCAAACAGGAGGUGCUUGAAAGGUACCGGAGCUCCAGAUUUGCCCUUCAGGCUCAGUUGAACAGGAAUGAACAAAGUAUGCUGGGAGAUCGUCCCUCAGACUCAGCCACACCCGCAGAUCUCCAAAAAUUCCUUAGAGAGUUGAAGGCUCUCAAAGAGGAGACGGAGCUUCUGUGGUCUGAUUAUGAAGUCCAGUGUACCCAGUGCUCCCAGUUUAAAAGUCACGAACGUUCAGUGGAGCAGGAGCAAGCAGAACUCACACUGAAAUGGAAAGAGCAGAGGACCCAGCUACACAGCAGGGUGGACUCUCUUGGUUCAGCUCUUGAGCUGAUGGACUCAAUUGAUCAACGGAUACCAGAUAUUUCCGAACGACUGGACGCGUUCAUCAAAGAGCCAAAAGACAUCAAUGGAUACACUCUGGCUAAGACGAAUAUCUUGAAGGAUAUAAAGGACCUGGAUGAGAACAUCCAGACUGAACUGGACCGGCUGUCGCGCUUUGACUCUGAGCCCAGUAACCUGGAUCUGAGGGACCGCUCCCCCUUGACCCAGGUGGUCCUGGCCCACAGAGCCGAACUGGACAAGCUGAGGCAGCAGGUGCGAAAGAGCGAGGCUGCAGCUCAUGCUCUGGACCGUUUCCUCUUGUCUCUGCACACAGUGGACCAGGACAUCUCCUGUGUGCACAGCCUGCCCUGCAGCGAGCUCGCACAAGCACAGGACAGCCUAUCCAAGCUGGCUCUUAUCCGGAAAGGGGUGGGCAGCCUUAGGGACAAAGCCCCACAGCUGGACCGGCUGUUGGAGGGGGCCCGACUGACAGUAACUUGCAAUGGCUCUGCAGUGUGUUGCCUGGAUAUGGUGGAGGCACUGGUGGGAAGGGUGGACAAGGUGGAGAAGCGUCUGGAAGCCCGUCAGCAGGAGCUCCACAGGGGACACCAGAGUCUGUCUCUCAGGCUCAGGGGGAAGAACCUGCUGGGGGAGCUGAGGAAGGUGCAGGGUCUACUGGAGAAACAGGGUCUGAAGGAGCCCACCUUGCCAGCAGUACAGCACAGGAUACGAGCUCUAUCAGAACUGGAGACUGACCUAAACUCACUCUGUCCUGAGUACCAGAGCCUCAGGGAGGCUUUAGCACAGCAGUCCCAGGAAAUGGGUCCCCCUGGUGUUGAGGAGGAGGAACUGCAGUCCCUUUGGGAGGAUACUCAGAGAGCUUUGUCUCAGAGACAAGAAGAGUGCGACUGUCUCAUGGACCUGCUGAAAAAGUUCCAGGGUUGUCGUGGUUACCUGAGCAGCACUCUUCAGAGAGCAGAAAACACCAUUGGUGAGCAGGCCUCUUACAUGGGCAAAGACAACCUUCAGCGACUUAUCACAAAGGUCCAUGGUAUAAAGGAGGACCUAAGUGGUCUGGGACCCAAAAUGGAAGAAUUCAGAGCCAUGUGCAGACAGUUGCAGGCUCAGCUGAAGAAAAUCCCUGACUGCUCAGAAACGCCAUUUGAGGCUGAAGCAGAUGCUCUGGUGGACUCAUGGCUUGAUGUGACAGAGAAGACAGAUGCCUAUAUGGACAACCUGCAGGUGGGCUUGGAACUGUGGGAGAAACAGCUCAUGUUGGGUGGAGAGGUGGACACCUGGGCAGGUGCCAAAAUUCGCAUGUUUGCAGAACUACGCCCUUUCAGCAGCGAGAAGGAAGUGCUUGAAAUGAAGGAUGAGAUCCAGACUGAGGAGAAGAACAUUCAACAUUUCCAUAAGAAAUCAUUGGAGAUCCAGGAAAUGCUACAGUCCAAAGAGGCCCCACUAGAGCUACAGGUGAUGGAGACUGGAUUGAGGAAGAAGAUGGAUCAGGUGAAGGAACUCUUCUCUGAUUGUAAUGCCGUGUUUCAGGAGAUGCUCACUGUGAGAGCUCACCUAACUCAGCGAAUGGCCGGCCAUCAGUCGUCUAUCCGAAACAUCCACUCAGCAGUCAGCAGACAGAGCUCAGAACAGCUACAGGAACUGUCUGAGCAGCUGCUGGAGCAAGAGGAGCACUUGGACUCCCUAGUGAAGGAGAUCAGCCUGAUGUCCAGUGUGGCAGGACCUGCAGCUCUGCAGGCUCUGACCAGAGAGAGCCAACACCUGGAGGAUUUAAUCACCAAGACCCGAGACGACAUUCAUCAGCAGAGGGAGCAUGGGAGGAAGGAGUUCCAACAGUCCAUCAAAGAUGAAUGCCAGUCAUUUGAAGACUGGUUGCAGGACCUGCAGCUGACUGUGAACGAAUGCUUUGAGAACCCAGAGAGAAAAGAGGAUGUGGAGGCAUCCAUACAGAAACUUAAGAAUUUUCUGUCCUCUAAGGAAGGGGAGAGGCGUCUGACUCAGCUGAGGGAGAAAAUAGAGAGGAGCAGAGAGGAGAAAUCAACUCCAGGGAACUCUCUGAAUUUCUCCCCCUGGUUUCAGGAACAGGAGUGUGAACUGGCUACCUUUAGAGCUCACUGCCAGGGAAGGCAUGGCAAACUGGAAGACAUUCUUCAUGACCUGAAAAAGUUAGAAGAAGAGUACAGCCAUUUGAAGGAAUGGCUUCAACCCAGAGAAAGGCGGUCUGAACAGGGAGAAAACAUCAGACAACUUUAUGAAAGUUUUCUUCAGGAAAGUGGCCAAGCUGAGGCAUUCAGCAGUUUACUGUCCUCUGUGAAGAAACACGGUCUGAGAGGAGAACCCUUGCUCAGAGAUAGUCAGAUCUUGCUGGAGAAGUUCCACAGCCUCAGUUCUUUCCUUGAGAAGCAGACUCAAGCCCUCAGGUCUCUGGAGGAGGAGCUGGAGGCCUUCCAAGCUGAGGAAGAGGGCCUCCAAAUGUGGAUCAGAGAACAGCAGCAAAGGCUGGAUUCACUGAGGAGAGACACUCAAAUACAGGAGAGGCUCAGCAGAGCACAGGCCGUUUUGAAACUGCGUGCUGAGGGUGACUCAAAACUGGCUGCUCUCGGGAGGAGAGGGGAGAGUGUUUGUGAAUGUGAACUCCUUGAGGAAAAUAAGAGGUGCACACUCCUACAGAAGCUCAGAGACGCAGAGGGGGACUGGAGAAGAGUUCUGCAGUCUGCCGAGGACCAUAAGAACCAAGCCGAGCUCCAGGAUUCCUUUAAAAAGGAACUCCAGGCCUUCCAGGCCCAGGGUGAGGGCACUCGAUCCUGGGUGAGAGAACUGAAGCAUGGUCUUGACUCUCUGGACAAAGACCCUCACAUACAGGAGAAAAUGAGGAGAGCCCAGGUUGUUUUGAACUUACAUCAUGAGGGUAAGUCAAAGCUGGCAGCUCUGAGGAGAAAAGCAGAGAGUUUUGGUGAACAUCAGCAGCUGGAGGAGAAGAGCAGACAUGCUCUCCUGCAGAUGGUGAAAGAUAUAGAGGAGGAGUGGAAAGCAGUUCUCCUGGCUGCACAGGAGCUGCAGAGUCAAGCAGAGCUCCAGGACUCCCUCAGGAGGGAGCUGGAGGCUUACCAACUCCAGGAGGAGAUUACUCGAACCUGGAUCGGAGAGCUGAAGCGCAAACUGGACAGUGUUGACAAAAGCACUCAUGGGACCAAGGACCCGACUAAGGAGAGCUUUGUGCAAGCACAGGCCAUUCUCAAUCUGUGUCCUGAGGGUGACUCAAAACUGGCUGCUUUGAGGAAGAAAGCCAGUAACAUUUGCGAACUCAAACAUCUUGAGGAGGGUAGGAGACACAGACUCCUGGAGGUGCUCAGAGAGACAGAGGAGGAGUGGAGCAGAGUCCAGCAGGAUGCUCGAGAGCUGAGGAACAAACUGGAACUUCAAGACUCUUUCAGCAAGAAGCUACAGGCCUUCCAAGACCAGAGAGAGAGCACUCAAGCCUGGGUCAAAGAGCUGAAACAGAGGCUGGAGUCUAUGGAUAAGAACACUGGGGUCCAGGAGAGGCUCCAGAGAGCUUAUGCUAUUCUGAAUUUGCAACCUGAGGGUGAGUCAAAGCUUGAAGCUCUGAUGAGACAAGGGGAGAGCAUCUGUGAAAGCAAACAGCUAGACGAGAACAGUGGGCAUGCAUUAUUGCAGAUGGUGAGAGACAUAGAGGACGAGUGGAGUGCAGUUCUGCUGGCCGCCCAGGAACUGCAAAGUCAGGCAGAGCUGGAGGACUCCCUCUGCAGGGAGGUGGAGGCACUGCAGGCAAUGGAGGAAAGCACCCAAUCCUGGAUCAGAGAGCUGAGGCAUAAACUGGACAGCAUUGACAAAAGCACUCAUGGAAACAAGGACCAGAUUGAGGAGAGAUUUAUGCAGGCUCAGGCAAUCUUGAACUUGCGUCCAGAAGGAAAUGCCAAACUUGCAGCUCUUAAGAGGAGAGUGGAGAGUGUGUGUGCAUGUGAGGAGCUGGAGGAGGACAGGAAACACACAUUCUUUCAGAAACUGAGAGAGGCAAUGGAGGAGUGGAGAGACAUGUUACAGUCUUCACAGGAACUACACACUCAGCUGAGGAGCGUGAUGGAGCGCGUGGUGUCCGCUCAAUGCCAGUGGCAGCAAACCCAGGCCCGUUUGGACCGGCUGAAGCAGCAGGCGGCGGGCUUACCUCAGCUGUUCUCAUGGCCUGGCCUGGGGGAGAGGAGGCAUGUGAUGGAGCAGGUCCAGAGUCUAUUGGACCGCACCAAAUCACUCACCACGACACUCUCAGCACUGCGGGCCCAGGGCAGGGAGAUGCACCAGCUGACCCGUGACCAGAGCUGGACUGACUCAUCCUGGACGGCCAUGGAAGAGUGCGUUCCUGUUCUACUCAACAAACUUAAGGAGGCCUAUGAGUGUCUGGAAGAGGGCAUACAUGCAGAAAGACUCUGUACUCAGUUGGUGGAGCAGCACAACGCGGCUCAGGAUUGGCUAACAGAGCAGGUCAAAGGUCUUGGACCAUUACCUUCAGACCGACAGGCGUUACAAGGAGCCAUCAACACUCUGAAGGCCCUGCUCCAAACUGCUGAUCGGGAGGAGAGAGAGAUGAAAGAGCUGAACACUGCCAAAGACUCUCUGCUGAAGUUCUGUACACCUGGCGGUCGUGACGCACUGACACUAGAGGUCAACCACCUCCAUGAACUCUGUGCUGCUUCAAAGACGGAGAUUUGUGAGAGACUGGCUGUUUGUGAGGCCAGACUGGCCGACAUGGAGCUCAGGCUAAGAACCAGGGCACAGGGUUUCAGAGAGCUGGCAGAGGGUCUCCAGAAACAACUCCGGGACACUGACCACUCACUUGACUUGGAUGAAGGGCUGAGGAACAUUGGUGAGCUGCAGGAGAGAUGGCAUCAUUUCAAGUCUUGUGAGAAGACCCUUGAAGAUUUAGAGGGUAAAGUUCGUGAACUAGGUAAGGGUCUUCACAUGGUGCCUUCUGAUGAAGACCUGCCUGGUAAUGUGAUCUCUAUCAUGGACAGUGUGACACAACAGUACUGCAGUUUAAGGUCCAAACUGUUGGAUAGGCAGAAUGGCUGUGCUGACAGUAUUGUGAGGUGUGCCAGGGAGUCUCUUCAUGCUUUACAAAACUGGAACCAGUCAGUUCAAAGAGAACUUCUCACCAAGUCCAAGUCCUCCAUACAGGAUAUGCUAGAGCAUGGUGCAAGACUACAGAAGGAUCUGCAGGAGGUGCUGUCUCACCAGCUGAGAGAUUGCCUGGGAUGUGAGCUGGCAGCCAAGCUCGACAGAGACAGCAUACACACACUAAAGGAGAUGGAUGCACACACAUGUGAACUCAAACAGAAGCUACAGGACUUGGCUGAGAAGCACAAGCAGGAGAUCCUGAGAUCCUCAGUGGAAAUGCAACCAAUCUCAGUCUACUCACAGGUUUCCAGUGUAUAUGAAGAAAGGCCAAGCCCAAUUAAAGGGACCCCUUCAACCAGCAAGGUUGAGUCUGAUCUGUCAAAGCAAUCAGAUAUUCCUCCAUCUCCCCUGACAGUGGAGAGCUUUGUUAAAAUAGAGGACAGUGAAUAUAUGCAACCCUCUGAGAGCAUUAUUACACAAAUUCCUGUUUCAUUCAGUCCAGAGGUUCCCCCAAAAGCAGAAAGACCUACCAGAGCUAAACCCGUAGCUGCGAUAGUUUUGGAGGCUUAUGACUCUGGACUCCAGACAAUUGAACUUCCAACCACAGUGACCCCCCGACCACCCACAGUGGUCAGUGUCUCUCCCAUUUCAGUGAAUGUCUCUGAAGAGCAUGAGGGACAGAGUGAGUGGAGGGUUGUAAAGAUCACUGUGGAUACUGAAGCCCAGGAGAGGCAAGAGCCACAGGUCCAGAGAAUAGGCUCAGUCUGUGAAAGGACUGAUCAUACAACAGUUCCCCCAGAUAGUGGUAAAGACCUCCCUGUCCAGUCCUCACACAAGGAAAGCUUAUCAGAGACACAAAGUGGACAUGAAGAUGCGCAAGAAAAGUGCCCAUAUAUACCUGACAUUCAAGGUAACCAUUACAAUGAAGACACACAAUCACCAUCAAAAAAGAAAGUGACUGCCCUCUUUUUGGAUACUGACACAGUGCACAUGCAGUGUGGUCAGACAGUGAGUCCUACACAUAGUGACACAACACGAAUUGUCUCAGCUGGCACUGUGGGGUAUGAUAGCUCAUACUUCCAGCCAGAAUUCAAGCUGAAUACUGAAACUCUGAUCUCUUCAACUUCGAAGGAUGCUGUUGUAGAGAGUAGUUAUAUAACAGAGGAGAGGCAUCAAACGCCACUUAGUGCACAAGGACAAAUAAGCGAUGAGGACCAUUUCAGUGAGAUAGACCUUGAAGAACUACCAGAGGAGAUGACAGAUGCCAGAGCUGAUGGAGGUGCUAAGAGUGCCGAGAAAGUGAUUUCUCCCACUCUACUAUACCGGACAGUAUCUACCGAAGGAGAAAAUAAUAGAACUCUGCCUUCUCAAAAUCUUUCAGCCCAACCCAUUGAAACACAUGUAGCUACUGGAGAUUUAAGGACCUUUUCUCGGGAUAACGGACCAUAUGAACCGCAACCUAUCGGAACCUGGACCACAGAUAACGGCCCUCAGGGGCUUCGAGGAGGAGUGGAACCACUGGGUGUAGAAAAUGUGACAGCAGAUAAUGGUCCUCGUGAAAUUCAACGUCGAUACAUCAUUUUAGACAGGCCAUCUGAGCAGGACAUACCGAGAGACACUGCUACUGAGGCUAACAUCCCUUGGUUGGACAUAUCUGCCAGUCAACCAGUUGCAACAGACAUACCUUUAACUGAACCUGCAGAGUCAGAGGGUGAGAGGAAAGCAAGUGGUAUGGAGCAGAUGGAAAAAGACUCUAAUAUUCAGACCCCUGAACCACUAACUGAGAGGGAAGAUGUGAAAAGAGAACCACUCACAGCCAAGGAGAAAUUGGACAUGCUAAAGAGUAAGCCAGUACCACCAAGCAGGCAAAAGAAAGACUCCUCAAAUGAGAAGAUUUCUCUUUACACUGAAGACACUACAGAAGAAGGUGGAGGAAACAUUGCUAUUUCAAGGGUAAAACUGUCAGCCUUCGCUUCAGAGCCUCAGAGAGAGGAAGGACAAGCAAUGGACCAAAAGUUUGAUAUUGAUGAGACAAAGGGGAUGUCAUUAGCUGACAAAACACUGUCGACGGAGGAUGAGUCCUCACCAACUCCACCGACCAGACAAGGGAAAGAGGGCAAUGGGUUGUCAUUAAGUCUAGAAACCCAAAUAGAGCAAGCCAAGGUCUUACCAACCCCGCCAAGCAGACGACGCAAAGAGAUGUCAGGAAAUGAGAGGUUUUCCGUUAAUCUUGAAGACCAACCAACUCCACCAGCAAGACAAAAGAAGGGGAGGGGAGAAGGUGAAAUGUUAUCCACUUGGGAGGUCCAACCAACACCUCCAGCAAGAAGACACAAAUAUAAACCAGAGGAUGUUAUUGUAAAGCCAACCCCACCGAUGAGACGAAAGGCUAGUCACGUUGAGGGUGAUGUGGCUGACUCCAGACUUCUGGUGGGAGAGGAAACUAUGGUUUUGCCAAUGCCACCAACUAGGAGAAGAGACAGCAAAACUGAGAGUGAGAAAACAUCGGCAGAACCUAAACCAAAACUUGAAGAAACAAUGGCUAAACCAACUCCACCACUGAGGCGAAAAGAUAGCAGAGUAGAUGGUGAAAAUGUAUCAGUACCAACAUCCCCAAAUCAGCAAAGCAAAAAUAAAAUCGAAAUAGAAAAGAUGUCAGUAAAAGAAGAGGAGAUUUUGGUCAAACCAACUCCACCAGUCAGACGAAAGGAGAAGGUUGAUGUUGGUAAGAUGUCUGCAAAUUUAAAACAAAGUGAAUCUGAUGGCCAACCAAUCAGUAAACAGGAAGACAAAGUGGAGGCUGAGAUUAAAUCACUCACUGACCAAGAUGAACCUGAGGUGGCACAAGGUUUUGCUGUAAGGGCAACAGCACUUGCAGAAGAUUUGAGUCAGAUAGAGGGAGCUAGUGUGGUGAAGGAGCCUGUAGAUUCCAGUAUUCAAGAUUCAAGUACAAGCCAGUCUCUUGUAGGUGUUCAAACUGCCUUUGGUGAUGGGCAUACUGAAAGCCUGCCCCAGGAAGAGGAAGAGCCCCUGGGUCCCACAAUGCAGGACAUCUUCACCGAGAUCCAGCAACUGACUCAGACAAACCUGCAGAGUUUCCUUUCGGAGGACAAAUCUCGUGAGGAUCCAUGGACUCUGGAUACUUCACUCCCUGAUCUUGAGGCUCAGCUGAACAGACUGGUUUUCAACAUACUGUGUUGUCACAACCAACCAGCAGAUCUCAGUGUUGUAAAUACAGCCAGACAAGUGGAGGAAGCUGAGUAUUUUAAGCAGAGUGCUCAGAAACAGGUGUCAGCACUCUCCAAGCAAGACCUAAGUGAUGCUGAUGUUAGCCCUCAUGACACAAUUCAAGAACCUGAGGCCACACAGCAACUAGCGAAGCGGUGGAGAGCAGUGCUCUGGGAUGCUGCUGCUGCUGUCCAGUCCAAGGAGGCCCAGCUGCAGCUUGUUUCUCACUACACCAGACAAACUCAGAAUGUUAAAGAUACUCUGCAGACGCUGACUGCUGAGUUUGAGACACUGAGGACAUCUCCCAUUGAGAGCUGUUUUGUUGAUGAGGAGAAACUGCAGUCAUUACUAAGAGACAUGGAGCAGGAGAGGAAUGUUCUGGGUCAGCUCAUUCAGACACAUGCCUUGCUGUCACCUUACCUCAGUCAGUCAGACAGAAUGGCUGCACAGACUCAACAGAACAGCUUGCAGGAAGAAUGGAGGGCGCUGCAGAGAUCAAUCGAGAAGGCCCUCCAUCUUGUCAAGGCUUAUGCCACAGAGAGUGCACACCUCCUCCAGGAGACCAAUGCUCUGUCGGACGACCUGGAUGCCCUCAGUCAGGGUCUAGAUCAGAUAGAUCCAGAAUCUUGGGAUCGUCAGAAGGCCCAACAGUCCAUAAGUCUUGCAGCUGACCUCACUGCUGCUCAGCAAUGCUACCUCCACCUACAGCAAAGCUCAGAAGCUGUGGCUCAGGCUGGUCAGUGGAAGACAGAGCAAGCCAAUAUAGAGCAAGGCCUUCAAAAUGUCAAAGAUAAGCUUGACAUGUUAGGGGAGCGAAUUGCAACCAAAAUGCCUAAAUGUAAGAACCCAACAAUGGGUAAGAUAGUGAAAGUGCUGACAGAUGCCCUGGCCUGGGCCAAGCAGACAGAGAGUGACAUAGAGGGUAGACGGAAGAAGGUUGCUCUGCUUCCAGAGGAGGUGCACCGGCAGGUCAAAGACCUGAAAAAGGUGCAAUCAGAAAUUAGCUCUAAACAAACUCAGCUGGAGGCUUUGGUGGAAGAAGUUACGGAGCUUAUCCCAGAGCUGGACGAAGCCGACGUUCCCUUGGUAACAUCAUCUCUUGAGAAUCUCAAGGGGCUCUCCAAGUCAACCUCGGAAAAACUUGCCCGGGCUCUUCAUGAAAAGGAAUCUGGUCUCCAGAUGAGGGAAAAGUUGUCAGAGCAGAUGGCGGAUGUCAAGUCCUGGGUAGUGGGGUAUCUCCAGAAGGAGGCUCUGAGAAGAGAGGACAUUGAAAGCCUGAGAGCCAAAGAUCUGGACAGGAGGUUAUAUGAGGUCCAGGAGACACUGGGCAAAGCAGAGGAACAUGCUGCAUUCACUGAGGCACUCUUGAUGAAGAGUAGGGAUAUGGCAAUAGAACUCACUAUCUUGGAAAAUUGCCUACUUAAUGAAAAGCUCAUUAAGCUACGGGAGGACAUUAAAGGAAUCAUCACACGUGAGAAAGCCUGUAACCGUGAGAUAAUGGAAUUUCUACAUAAUAAGGACUCUUCUCAGAAGAAAAUCACUUCGCUUGAGAAGAGCUUAAGACAAAUGCUGGUGGAUCUGAAAAAGUAUAGAUUCCCUGUUACCAGAGUCUCUCUGUCAGAUACAGAGCAGUUCAAACACACGAUUAUAGAGCAGAAAUGUCAGGUGGAACAACUUCAUCCCUGUGGAGAGGACAAGAGGAAAGCGCUGCUUUCUAUGAUUGCUGAAUUACACCGCAGAAUGAAUGCUUUGGACUGGCGAGCACAAAAACACGAGAGGUACCUGAGCUUGAGGCAGUCUUUGAAGAACCAGAGGGAAAAUCUUGAGGCCCAAGUUCCACGGACUAAAGAUGAAAGCUUUAGCAAAGAGGAGCGCUACAGGACUUGCCAAGUCCUCCUGAAUCAAAUCCUUCUGAUUAUGCAUCUGUGUGAGAGGACUAAAGAUGAGCUUCAGAACAUCUCCCAAGAUCUUUACCCAUCUGAGCUGAGUGCUGAACAGCAGAGGCUCAGGGAGACUCUAGACAGACUGAAGACCUGGGAGAUGGCUAUCCAAAAUAACCUCCAUAUCGUGGAAUGGGACCUUCUUAAAGGGGUUCAUUAUGCCUCACAAUGUAAAAUUCUGGGCAAGUUCCUCAAGCAGGCCAACCAAACACUGGACAAGCCAUGUAAGAUUGACUUGAGGGAGGAAGUCAUUGAUAAAGAACUCAUGAAGUAUAAGAGUCUCAGGAGAGACGUUGAAUCUAGAUUACAUGUACUUGAAAUCAUGAGAAACAAGAGAGUAGUUGGGUAUGAAGAGAAGCAACAUGAGUUCAAAGACCUAGUGGACAUGAAGAAAAUCAUCUUGAAUAAGAUUGACCAACGAAUGGAGAGCCUAUCUGAGGCAAAGAAACUGUUGAGGAAUUACAUCUCCGAAGUGGCUGGUGCCAUCCAUUUCCUUCAGGGAGCAGCGUUGAUGCUCCUUCCAUCCUUGUGCUCUGCCAGAAGCUGUUCAGAGAGACUGAAGGACACCCAAGAGGCUUGGUCAAGACUGGACACAGAAUUCCAGUCCCAUGUCACCCAGCUCCAGAAUAUAAUCCCAGAUCACCCCUUUUUCUCCUUGCAGAAAGUGCAGCGUCUGCACAGUUUCAUUCUAAGUCAGCUUAUAGUGCAGCUGUCCACACUGAAAGGACAGGCCCAGUUUAGACUGGAGGCUCUGCAGAGGUGUGUUGACUGUCAGAGAACCUCACGGAAACGCUAUGAAGACUUUUGCCAGUGCAUCAGGGACAUGGAGACAACACUCUCUGAAUGUGCCUCUUUCAAGAUUACCUCACAUACAGAUUGCAUUGAACAGCAAAAGAAACUAAAGGCUUUAGUCAAGGACGUGAGCUACCUGCUAGAAAAACUAAAACAGCUGAGAGAGUGGUGUCCAAAUCAGGGUUGCCGUGCCAACAGGGAUAUUGCGGCCAGGGCCCAAUGGGUCCAGGUGGAGAGAUUACGGUGCUUUUCACAGGAUCUUUACAAACAUUCAGAGCAAAGAGAACAAGAAUGGAGCGACAUUACAAAAAGUGUGGAGCGGUCGUCCAUCAUUUUGGAGCAGAUGGAGGCAGAGCUGCCUGAAGGAUGUAAAGAGAAGGCCUUGGAGGAGGAACUUCAGGAGCAGCUCCAAUACUGGGCCCAGUACCAGGACAGACUGGACUGUGAACAACGCGCCCUCUCUGCUCUUGAGCUUCGGGUCGCCAGGUUACUGGGAAUCCCCACCCACCUGGAGCAAGCUCCAUCUGUUCUACUCUGCCAACAGUUGCAGGCCAUGCAGGAGCGGUACCACAGCCUGAAGCAGCAGAGUGUGCAAGGGUGUAAGACAACUCGUUCAGAGAUGGAAGCGAGAGAGAAGGUGCGGCAGGAGCUACAGGGUAUCAGGGAGUGGCUGACGGCGACUGUAACACUCCUGUCAACGCUGGACGAAGCUUCUAGCUCAAAAGAAAUCCAGGAGGUUCACUCUGAGCUGUGCUCCCAGAAGGCCAUUCUACAGCGCAUCAUGGAAGGUCUGAGGAUGAAGUACUCAGACCUGUACGCUCUGGUUCCCGUGGAGAUAGAGGGACCGCUGCAGGAAGUUUUACACACACUGCAGGAACUCGAGGAAGAGGUGGAGGAGGCCGUGGAGAGGAGUGGUCCAAUCCACAGACUGGAAGGGAAAGUGUCAGAACUAAGAGCCAGUCUGGGAUCCGUGCGGAGCAGAAUGGAGCAGAGGAGCCCCACUGUCAGUGAGGCAGAAAAGACACAGAAGCUGGUGUGGGAUGAGUUGGAUAUGCUACACUCUCGCCUGGCUGCGUUGGAGGUGGAGGUGCAGGAUCUCAGUGAGGAGCACUCAGAGGAGUCACGGGCCCUCACAGAGAGGCUGUCAGACACAAAGGAGCUCUACACACGCCUCGCCAAGCAGGCGGAGCAAAGGACCGCCCUCCUCAGCAAGAUUCAUGGCUGGCUGCAGGAGCAUGAAGAGAUGGUGCGUAGCUCUCAGUCCUGGCUCACAGAGGCUCAGUCCUGGCUCACUGCUCCCUGCACAUACACCACCGCCAAGUGUCUGGACAGUCACGUGAAUGCACUGCAGAUGGUUCUGGAUGACUCGGCACAGAUCCGGGGCACCUUGCAGGGCUUUGGGAGCGUGCUGAAGGAAAUGGCGACUGUGUGUGAGACCAGUGAUUUACAGGAGCAGCUGAGUGAGGCCGAUCACCAUGUGGCUUCUAUGCAGCAGAGUUUCAUAGGACCUCUGGCCCAGCUACAGCAUGCCGCCGCUGAAGUGGAUGCCAUUGAAAUGGAGAUGAAAGUUAUGGAGAAAGACAUAAAUGACAUCAGAUCACUGCUGCUCUCUGAGGAGAUCACCCCUUCCUCACACAACAAGCUCAAGACGGCCCAGGACCAGCUGAAGCUGAUGAAGAGAACAGUGGAGGAGAUCCAGAGAUGUCAGUCUGGACUCUGUCUUCCUGAUGGAGCUGAGAACAAACUCGCUGUGUUCUCCAGAGCAGAGCAACUCCUGCAGCAACUACUGGAACUGCAACAGCUGCUGCUUGAAAAGUAUGCAGAAGUCACAGAGCCCUCUAGUGCUUCACCUGGGAAAACUCCUACACACAGUCUGCCCCCUGCCAUAACUGAGGAGGCACAGGAGGAUGGGCUGGAGCAGGAGCAGGGUCAGAUUCACAUUGCCCAUGUGGAGGAUGACGUGCUGAAGAAGUCUGGAGCCACGCUGAUGACUGUGGAGGAGUCAUCUCCUAAGGAGAGACACACCCAGGGGGAGGAGAAGAGCAGCCAGGCCAAGAAAGUCUGGGAUGUGUUGGUGAAUGAGGAGAGUUCUGGGAGAGUAAAAGAGGAAGAGGAGGAGGCUGAUGAGGAUAAAGAAAACCCUUUGUAUGCACCACCCACCGAUACUUCCCCUAGCUGUCCCACUGACACUGAGGAUACAGAGAGUGUCAAAGCACAGGGUAUGGAACAAGCUCAACAAAGAACAGAUCCCAAGGCAGUAGUGGGCCUGUCUCUUGCCUCGGGGAUGAGCGUGUCGGAAGCUUUAUCAAAACCUAUGGCCCCAGUCAGAGCGCAGUCUCUUCCCCGAGACCUGGCCGUGGGUGAAGCUCUGACCCCCGCGGGGGGGCCCCGCCCCACCCACUGGCUGCACCAUGCUUACAGACAAAGGGCAGGCCAGCUGGAGCAGUGGCUAGAGAAGGCCCGUCACAGCCUAGAGGUCCUCCAGCACCUCCCCACACCGACCGACUCCACUGCUGCCGUCAUGCAGGAGAGUGUGGAAGACCAGCUCCUCAGCUGCCAGGAGAUUUUUCAGGAGAUAGAGCAGAAAGUACUGAGCCUUUUAGCAGGUCAGCAGGAGGGCGUGUCUGAGACCCAGCAGGAAGCUGAAGCCCUUUCUGCAAAACUCCACACACUGAAGAGCAGCCUUGUCACCCUCCAAAUCCUGCUGCAGGAAAAACAAAACAAGGAACAGAUGAAACUUGGGCAUGAUCGCCCUCUGCAGGAAAAGCUGAGGCAUAGCAUUAGUAUGGAGGAGACACUCUCCUCCUCAAGAAGGAAACUUUUCAGACAAAGCAGCCUACAACAGCAACGGGAUUUGGAGCAGGGUUUGAGUGAACAGAAAGAUCUGACUAAAGCCAUAGCCCGGCAGGGCAGCAGAGCACGACUCCACAGCCUGCCAACGGAACAAGCUCAUGUUGGAGGAGAGAGUGAGAGAGAGGAAGAGGAGAAGGAGGAAGCAGUCCUGAGGAAAUGGACUCAUCUCCAUAAACGACUGACAGCAAGACGACAGAAACCUCAGGAUCACACCGAAAUAGUGCCAAGUGUACUGUCAGAGAUGCGAGCCCAGACUGUGUAUGUAAGCAGCAGUUUCGAUGGUUCUCAGUACUUACAGGAGCUACGGUCACAUGUGACACGCUUACAAGAGCUGGCCCAAACAGCUACUCAAAUACCAAUACAGGAGUUGGAUGAGAAGUUGUUUGGGUUUCUGAGUGAGGUUGACCUCUCUUUGACCUCUCUGACAGAAACCUUCCUCACAAACUUCAAACUCUCACACACUGACACACAAAAUCAGCUUCACCAGCUCCAGAGUGUCUCAGCAGAGCUGGUUUCUCUGGGACAGCAGCUGGCCUCUCAUGCUUUAGACAUCAGCCAGGCUCUGGGACCCAGAUCAGCAGACUCUGGGCCUUCAUUGUGUCUGGACCUUCUCACAGAGCAUGUGCACAGAGUUCAGGCCGCGGUCUUGGAGAAAAAGAACCAGCUCCAGGUUAAGGUGGACCACACAGAACAACAGCAGAGAAAGAUUAGAGAUUUGCAUGCUUCCUUAUUGGCUAACACUACCCACCUCCACCAAAUGACUAACGGAGAUGCCCCAAACCACCUGCGCAAGCAAAUACAGGAGGCACUCCUCGAGAGAGAGGGUGAACUGGCCAUACUGAGGAAGGGGGCAGAGGUACAGGGACGCCCCACAUCUCUCACUCAAGAACUCAUCAGAGUGGAGGAUGUGUUAGACAGCGUGUGGGCCGGUGUGAGGCAGUGUAGUGGAGAAGUGAGGGGAACACUGGAGCUGCAGCAGCAUGCUAACAGACUGCUACAGGGCCUGAAAACCUUAGUGGAACUAGGCAGAGAAAAACUCUCCCAUUUCUCUGAACUUCAGAUAAGCAGUCCAGAUGAGCUGCACAUGCUCCUGAAAACACACAAAAGGUUCUUCCUGUCCCUUGAUGCACACCAGAGAACACUACGGCAGCUGCUUGGGCGGAUACCCGAGAGCGCCCUGUGUGGUUGGGAAGGUGACAUGGCAGGUGUGGAACAGGUGGUUUGCAGGAUACAGCAAGAGGCUCAGGAGAUAGGGGCCAGUCUACAGGUGACGUUAGAGGCCUGGACAGAGUGGGAGGGAAACCGCUCUUGGAUGGAGAACCUGUUGACGAGUCUGGAGACCAGCCUUCCCAAGAUACAGUUGGUGGAGAAAGUGGAGGAGGAGCUGGGCGAGCUGCUCAUCGUCUACCAGAAGCUACAGGCAGUGCUUGAGGAGAACAGAGCUCAGGUCUGCCUGAUCCUGGAUCAGGGGCGCAGGCUGCCCUUGCACAGAGUGUGCAUUCCCGCACAUAGAGAGGCCAUGUGUGUGUUCAGACUGGAACAGCGCUGGGCGGCCCUGCAGAGAGAGGCAGAGACAGGACAAGACUUCGCCCACAGAAUGCAGCAGCUGUGGAAAAGGUUUGGGAGUGACUCUGCAAUACUGUGUGAGUGGAUAGGGGGAGCCAGAGAGCUCCUACACACCUGGAAGGAUCAGAUGGCCUCAGACCAGGAGGGCCACGAGUUCUGUAAGGACUUAGAGGCCAAGUCAGCUCUGAAGUCCUCAGUGAUCAGCACUGGUACACGUCUGCUGCAGUGUGGUGAACUACGAACCCAUAGCACGACCUCGGUCUCCUCAGAAUGUAACGCCAGACCUGUCCAGACAAAUUCCUCAAGGGAGGAAACCGACUCUGCUCAAAACGCUUGUGCUGAAUGCACCUCACUAGAAAAGGGCUCCUCUGUCAAAGAUAGCUCCACCAAAGAAAACCUCCACAUUAUAGAAGGGGCUUCUGAAGACACCUCCUCCUGUGAGGAGAUCUCCUCUGCAGACACCCCCUCCAAGAUUAGCUCCUCUGAGAACUGCUCUCCUGUGAGGGUUGCCACUACUGUGCAACUGGUUCCUCUGACUCCGGCCUUGUUGUCUCUUCAGCUAAAGCUGACACAGAUAGAGCAGGCCUGGGCCCAGCUGCUGGACAAGUUCCCCACAGUGCAGCAAAAACUGCAUCAGUGUGUGAUGGAGAGGCUGUGCCCAGAGGAGGUGAUGGCCAAGCUGAAGGUUUGGAUCAGCGUGUCUGAGAAGCAACUGAAGCAGGAGGCAGACAGAGAGAACAAAGCCCCCUCUACCACCACCCACCCCUCUCACCUUCUCCUCAGAUACAAGGUGCUGAGGACAGAGCUGGCUGCUCACCAGUUUGCUGUAGAUUUUAUGAAUGAGUCUACACAGAGGACACUGGAGGACAGUGGUGCUGAUGUCCAGACUCCCAGAUACAGGGAAACCUCUUUCUCAGAGGAACUGGGAGAGCUCAACCUGCGCUGGCUCACUCUACAAGGACUCCUUAAUGUAAAGAUUCUGCACAUGGAAGAGCACCUGAGGACCUGCACAGAGCGAAAGGACAAGCUGCAGCUCCUGCGCAGCUGGGUCGAAGGUCAAAGGGAAUGGAUCCAAUUGGCGGAGAAGCCUGUCAGUCAGUCCACUGCAGAAAAGAACCUAAAGGACUGUGAGGAGCUGGAUAAGAAGACACAGGCUGUGCUGUCUGAGGUCAGUGAAUUGAGGAAGAGGCGUCACUCUGAGGAGCAGGACCAGGACAGAGACACAGACUUCAUCACACAUGUGGACAACUUAUCACACAUGUGCAGAGCAGUCAUGCAGCAGACCCAUGCUCUGAGGCAGAAUCUGCAGCGUGUGUGUGAUGUUUGGAGUCAGUUAGAGAAUAGACUCAAACAAGCAACACUCAACACGGCAAGGACUCGCCAAACGCUGCAGUUCUGCCUCACAGCUCAGACGUCCCUCAGUGGCCAGCAGACCAACACAGACAGACUACAGCAGAGAGAAGCAGAACAUACAGACACACUGUGGGAGCAGUUAAAUCAAGCAUUUUCCUGCCUUAAGAACGGCAUCAGUCCUCUCUCUGCCAAGACACUGUCUGAGCAACUGGAGAAAGAGAAAACACGGUGGUCAGAUGUAAAGAAGGACCUCACACACACCUUGCUGGACUCCCAGGCUCUGUUGCAGGUGUGGCAGCGUUUUGUGUCAGUGGCGUGUUCCUGUUCCCAGAGUGUCCAGCAGUACAGAGACCAGCUGAACACACUCUCCACCAGAGCGUCCCGCCCUGACAUCACCACAGAGCAGCUCACAGGCUGCAUACAGGACCUGCAGAUGUUACGGGAGAAGACCACAUCACUGCAGACUGAUGUGGAGGAAGUGCUGAGUGUGUCCAAAGAUCUGACAGCCCAGAUGGAGCCGUCAGCAGCUGUUUUUGUCCAAUCAGAGUGUCGUUUACUGAUGCGUGGGGCCCUUCAGCUGGACCAGGCCCUGAAUGGGAAACAGGCACUAUGGCAGGAGCAGCUGGAACAGCGUCAGGAGUUUGACCGUCUCUUAGACACAUUAGAGAAGAACUUACUGGACUGGGAGAGUACACACAUGACAGGAUCAAACCUUCAACACACAGACAUAUUACAGUCAGGUCUGUUGGACCUGAGUUGUCUGUCUCCAGAGUUGGAGCUGCUGAAUGAGAUCAGUUACAGAUUGACGCUCAAUGACCAGGUGGUGCAGAGGGUGCUGAGCCUGAACAGGAAGUGGACACAGGCUUCUGGCCACGCCCUGGAGAGAUGCAGUGAGGCGCAGGCAGCCUGUCUACACCAGCAGGAUUUUGAACAGAGGUGUAAGAGCUGGAUGACUUUUCUCCAGCAUAUGGAGGACAGCCUGGCUGUGGAGAUACCUGGAUGUUACCCUGACCUGAAACAACAUCUACACGUACACCAGCGGUUCCAGAGUGAGGUGUCGGUUGGUCACCAGAUUCUGCACUCAGUGGUCAGUGAAGCCCUGUGUCUGCUGCAGAGAGGAGAGAUUGAGGAUAGGAGUGACUUCCUGCUGAAGCUGGCUCAGCUGAGAGAGCACUGGCAGGGGGCGGUUCAGAGGGCAGCCCAGCAGCGCUCUUUGGUGGUGGGUCUGGUACAACACUGGCGCCUGUACACACACAACCUGUGGAAGCUCCGUAAAGUCCUUACACUGGCAGAUGCGUUCCUCCCUCCCAUGGGCCCUGGUCACUACAGUCUGGCCCAGCUGCGGCUGUCUCUGGAUGACUUAAAGCACACGGAAUUGUUGUUCCAGAGGUCAGCGUCCAGUUACCUGCUGGUCCUGGAAGUGGGCAGACAGCUGUUUGCAGUCAGUGAUGAGCAGACACAGGCACAGCUACAAACGGAGCAGGCAGCCCUGCGGGAAGACUGGGAGCACUCUCAGUGCAUGCUGGGAAAGAGGAGGAGCCUCACAGCUGACAUCGUCAAUAACUGGGAGCAUUAUGAGGCUAAGCUAGCCGACUGCACUAACCAGCUGGAGGAAAUCAAAAUGAAGCUAGGACGACCAGUUCCUGAGGAACUUGCCAAAAUGCAGGAAGAGGAACAGCUUUCAAAGGAGGUGGAGGAUUCUCUGGAGGACUGGGCAGUUAGCCUGACGGAGCUGGCCACCAUGAAGACAGACCUGUCCCAGUACAUCAUCGCCGACGACAUGCUACUCUUGCAGGAGCAAGUGGAUCAGCUGCACUGUCAGUGGGAGGAACUCUGUCUCAAAGUGUCUCUGCGGAAACAUGAGAUUGCUGACCGUCUCAAUGCCUGGCUGGUUUUUCAUGAGAAGAACAGGGAGCUGUGUGAAUGGCUGACACAGAUGGAGAAUAAGGUGGUGCACAACGAUCAGUUCAGCAUUGAGGAGAUGCUCGAGAAGCUGAAAAAGGACUGCAUGGAAGAGAUCAACCUCUUCAGUGAAAAUAAGACUCAUCUGAACCAGCUGGGUGAACAGUUCAUCAGUGCCAGUAACAAGACCAAAGAGAACGCCGAGAUUAAUGACAAGCUCAAAGACAUUAAUGAACGCUGGCGUCAUCUCUUCCAGCACAUCGAGGCCAGGGUGAGGAAGCUGAAAGAGACCCUGACAACAGUGCAGCAGCUGGAAAAGAACAUGAGUAACCUGCGGAUAUGGCUGUGUAACACUGAAACUGAGCUGGCAAAGCCUGUGGUCUACAGCGUCUGUCACAGCGAUGAGAUUCAGCGGCAACUGGCUGAACAACAGGACCUACAGCGCGAUAUCGAACAGCACACAGAGGGUGUAACGUCAGUGCUGACGUUGUGUGAUGUACUGUUGCAUGAUGCUGACGCCUGUGGCAGCGACAUGGAGAAUGACUCCAUCCAACAGACGUCCCGCAGCCUUGACCGCCGCUGGAGAAACAUCUGUGCCAUGUCCAUGGAGCGGAGGAUGAGGAUUGAGGAGACAUGGCGUCUGUGGUGUAAGUUCCUGGAUGACUACUCCCGGUUUGAGGACUGGCUGAAAGCAGCAGAGUGCACAGCAGCCAACCCUGUCUCCACUGAUGUUCUCUACACUAACGCUAAAGAGGAGCUCAAGAAAUUUGAGGCAUUCCAGCGCCAGGUCCAUGAACGUCUGACCCAACUGGAGCUGGUUAAUAAGCAGUACCGACGUCUUGCUCGAGAGAACCGCACUGAUGCAGCCAGUAAGCUGAAGGUCAUGGUCCAUGAGGGAAACCAGCGCUGGGACUGUCUGCAGAAGAGGGUGGCUGCUGUGCUCCGCAGACUGAAGCGUUUUACGUCUCAGAGGGAGGACUUUGAGGGUACGCGGGAGAGUAUUCUGGUGUGGCUGACGGAGAUGGACCUACAGCUAACCAACGUGGAACACUUCUCUGAGAGUGACAUUCACGACAAGAUGAGACAGCUCAACGCCUUCCAGCAGGAGAUCACUCUGAACACAGACAAGAUCGACGCUCUGAUUGUGUUUGGAGAGAACCUGAUCCAGAAGAGUGCUCCUCUGGAUGCUGUGCUGAUCGAGGAUGAGCUGGAGGAGUUGCACUCCUACUGUCAGGAGGUGUUUGGCCGCGUCGCACGCUUCCACCAGCGCCUCACCAGCCGACGCCCGCUGGUGGAGGGAGAGCAAGAACUCUCGGACCGGGACACAGAUGUGGAGGACUCCACAGACGGGAUGGGCUUCUGGCCGGAAAAGAAGGAGGGAGACGACUCUGUCCCCUCUGCCAGGCCGCAGGGUGUGUGUCACUUCCUGCCCCCUCCGCUGGAGCGCUCCGGCCGCGAGACACCCGCCAGCGUGGACUCCAUCCCUCUGGAGUGGGAUCACACUGUGGAUGUGGGUGGAUCUUCAUCUCAUGAUGAAGAUGAUGAGGCCACAUUCUACAGCGCCCUCUCAGAUGUAGAGGUAACUGAGAGCUCUGACUCCUUUUUUAAAGCCACAGGCAAAGUACUCCGCUUGGCGUCCGGAGGGAAGUUGUUGUCGGAACGCCUCAGCUGGCAUUUGCCGGAGACCCAGGUUCCGAGAGAGAUUCUUCAGAAACUGGACUCACCACCCGCACAUUACCACCCACAGGGUUAUGCUAAGCUGAUGUCAGAAUGCACUGGGAGUAUAGACAAUGUGAAGAGAGUUAAACGGAUUCUGAAUGAUGAGGAGCCAUCAGAAAACCAGGGCCUGAACACACUGUCUAACGUAGACCAGCAGACUGGCGUGAUCGAGCGUUGGGAGUUAGGUCAGGCAGACACACACAGUGAGGAUCUGAGUGUACCACAGAGGCAGAAGCUCCACUCAGACCUGAGCGAAGUGAACACCUGGCUGACCCAUGUGCUCCCUGAACUGGACAGACUCCAGAGACUGGAGCCCUCCACCACCAUUCACCAGUUUGAGACCAACAUCCGCAAACUCAAAGAGAUGCAGAGAACAUUCAACAGAUACAAGGCAAUGAUGAUCUCCAUCAACCUGAGCGGUGCCAGGCUCCAACACUCGCACAGCCUCCAGCUCCAAGAGCUUCGGGACAGCCUGACGUCAGCCAAUCAGAAGUGGACGCUCACCAGCGCAGCCCUUGACAGCUGGGAGAGCCGUCUGCAGCAAACACUGAUGCAGUGUCAGGAGUUUCACGAGACUUUACACUCCAUGCUGCUGUGGCUAGCACGAGCAGAGAGUCAGCGUUACAUGGUCAACAUCCAUGAUCGCAACGUAGACUGCAGAGUACUGUGGGAACAUGGAAACACACUGAGGACUCUAGAGGAGGACCUGAGGAGUAAGCAGAGGGAGAUGUUGUCCUUGCAGGAGAUUUCCUCUCAGCUCCUCCUGGGUGCAAAUGGAGAUGAUAGUCUGGAGGCGAAGGAGAAGGUGCAUGUGAUUGGCAACAAGCUCCGCCUACUUCUGCGCCAGGUGGCAAACGACCUCAGUGUACUGCAGACCAGACUUGUACGAUUGUGCAGCGGACAGCAGAAGUUUGGCAGCUCUUGCUCCUCCUCUGAUGGAAAAGGUAUGCUGGGGAUAUUCAUGGAUAAUGUUUCACAGUUGAGAGUUGAGCAAUACUCAGGGGUGAAAAAAGGCGACGGGAGUCGGACCAGGCCGUUUUUGUACCGGGUCCUGCGGGCGGCUUUCCCCCUCCACCUGCUCUUCCUCUUACUGCUAGUGCUCAUGUGCCUGGUGCCGCUGUCUGAGGAAGACUACAGCUGCACUCUGUCCAACAACUUCGCCCGCUCCUUUUACCCCAUGCUCCGCUACACCAAUGGCCCCCCUCCUACAUGA